Messenger RNA from Brassica oleracea var. oleracea, 1203 nucleotides. Its product is annotated as galactose oxidase-like. The record is from RefSeq and is a predicted model, not a curated record. NCBI's taxonomy places the organism in Eukaryota, Viridiplantae, Streptophyta, Magnoliopsida, Brassicales, Brassicaceae.
AUGAGUUUUGUGAUUAUCCCCGACGGUAAACAAAUCGUUAUCGAAGGUCAAAGGCAGUUCAACUACGAGUUCUUCCCCAAAAUGACAUCUCCUGACGUUAUCGAGAUGCCGUUUUUGGCCGACACUUAUGUUAAAGAAGACAAUAAUAAUCCCUACAGUUAUGUUUUCCUUAACACCGAUACCGGCACUGAUGGGAAUCUAUUUACAUUCGCUAACAACCGAGCGAUAUUAUUCAACUACGGUAAUAACACGGUCGUGAAAACUUAUCCUAUGAAUCCCAGCGGUAACCCCACGAGCUAUCAUAGUACUGGCUCAGCCGUGUUACCGCCGCUAAAGAAUGAAGCAGACAAGAUCGACGCGGUAGUUCUGGUGUGUGGAGGUGCACCGAAAGGAUCGUUUGUCCUCGCUUUAAAAAGAGUUUUCGUUAAAGCGCUCGACACGUAUGCUAGGAUCAAGAGUAACGACAGUAAUGAGAAUCCUCAAUGGACGGUUGAGAAGAUGCCACGUGCUAGAGUCAUGGGAGACAUGACGCUUUUACCUAACGGAGAUGUGUUGCUUAUCAACAGUGGUUCUGCUGGCUCAGCUGCAUGGAGCUUGGUCGCGAACGAGCUUGGUCGCGAACCUGUUUUCGUACCGGACUUAUACCAGCCAAAAAAUCCGGUGAACUCGAGGUUUGAGUCUCUUAACCCGAACACAAUACCAAGAAUGUAUCACUCUACGGCGAUUCUUCUCCGUGAUGGGAGAGUUCUUGUCCGAGGAAGUAAUCCUCACGCGUUUUACAGCUUCACUCGAGUGCUAUUCCAGUUGAGUUUAGAAGCUUUCUCUCCGGCUUACCUAGAAAACUCCAAAACCUCUCCGAAGAUUAUGUCUCCUACGUCACAGUCAACGAUUUCGUAUGGGAUGAAUUUGAAGGUGAAGUUAAAAGUUGCUGGAAAAGUUAAGGGUCGAGCUAAAGUGACUAUGUUGUUUCCUUCUUUCACGACACAUUCGUUUUCGAUUAAUUAUCAGAGGCUUUUGGUUCUGGACAAUGUUAGAGUUAAGAGAACAAGUUCGGUUUUUGGUGCUUUGUUUGGUAAGUCGAAGAAAUAUGAGGUUCAAGUGAAGACUCCACGAUCAGCUAAUAUUGCACCGCCUGGUUAUUAUAUGAUGUUUGUGGUGAAUCAAAACAUUCCAAGUGAAGGUAUAUGGGUAAGGUUACAGUGA